AUGGCGGUACCUGGUGCCUCAGGAACGCAGCAGCUCUGCCUCGCUGGCAGCGCCCACCGGGAAGGAAGGGCGAGCACGCCAAGGGGGAGGCACGGGCAGUUUGUGGGGUGCAAACUGGCUCCCCCAGUGCAUUCGUACCCCUUUGCUGAUGCAACAAAGGGUGACGACUUACUCCCAGCGGGGACUGAGGAUUACAUUCAUAUAAGGAUCCAGCAACGAAACGGAAGAAAGACACUCACAACUGUUCAGGGAAUUGCAGAUGAUUAUGACAAGAAGAAACUUGUGAAAGCUUUCAAAAAGAAAUUUGCUUGUAAUGGUACUGUGAUUGAACAUCCUGAAUACGGUGAAGUUAUCCAGCUUCAAGGUGACCAGAGGAAGAACAUUUGCCAAUUCCUCUUGGAGAUUGGCAUUGUCAAGGAAGAACAACUGAAGGUUCAUGGUUUCUAAAAUACCUGUACUCUCAUGAAGAACCCUGCAGUAUUUGGUCUUACCGAGCCUGGCUCUUCCGUCAAAAAUGAAUCUUUGUAGUGAAUGGACUUCCCUGUUACCUGAACACUUAAAAUUUGAUUCAGAUUUGCAUGACUGCGUGAAACAUGUGGUGUGUAGGCUAGAAACACAUAAGAAAACUUCAGUAAGGUGGUAAUGAUGACACUUGUGAACCUUAACACAUUUCCAAUGGAAAUGUUUUAGCGAUGAUUGUUCAGUUUACUACUCUCCACCUGACUUAAAUUUGUGGGUUGUAUUAAAAUAGUGUGUGUCGUUGCUUAGAAAUAAAAGUUUAUUCAUAU
Charadrius vociferus (killdeer) is the source of this 788-nucleotide messenger RNA. It is a transcript of the gene EIF1B, whose product is annotated as eukaryotic translation initiation factor 1B. Lineage: Eukaryota; Metazoa; Chordata; Aves; Charadriiformes; Charadriidae. Gene Ontology annotation, cellular component: eukaryotic 43S preinitiation complex. Gene Ontology annotation, molecular function: ribosomal small subunit binding; translation initiation factor activity; RNA binding. Bases 1 to 447 code for a protein of 148 amino acids. The record is from RefSeq and is a predicted model, not a curated record. Gene Ontology annotation, biological process: translational initiation. The transcript has 4 exons.